Messenger RNA from Thunnus maccoyii (southern bluefin tuna), 6011 nucleotides. RefSeq lists its product as uncharacterized. The record is from RefSeq and is a predicted model, not a curated record. The transcript has 8 exons. Lineage: Eukaryota; Metazoa; Chordata; Actinopteri; Scombriformes; Scombridae. The coding region runs from base 300 to 4718 and encodes 1472 amino acids. Gene Ontology annotation, molecular function: DNA binding; protein dimerization activity. Gene Ontology annotation, biological process: regulation of transcription by RNA polymerase II. Gene Ontology annotation, cellular component: nucleus.
UUAGGGGACAUUUAUGUUAUUAAAAUAGCAUUUGUUACGGGAGAUGCUUCUACUGUCCCGGUGCAAUGAUGUAUCGUAAAUAAGAGAUCUUAUUGGCCCGUCAGAGCCGCCAUCUUUAGCGAUUUAAAAUCCCUUUUUUAUAAGGCUGACUUGUCUCUUCAAUACAAGCCGAUAAUGACUGUGGUAUAAUACGCGUAUAGCACCGGAACCUGACUACUGUAGCGGUAUCACUCCGCUGUGUUCACUUGGGCAAAUCCUAGCACCUUUACAUUUAUUACAAAGAAACAACAGCUGUCAGUAUGAAUGCAGACCAGAGCGCUUCCCGGGAACAUUUUCAAUUGUUUGGACCUGAUAUGACAACUAAAGAGAAGGUCAUUCUGAAAGAAGAAGAUGAGUCACAAGAAGAGGAAGAGUUUGAGAUCAAUAUCUCUGACAUUUCCAGACACGCAAUGGUGUCAGACUUGGAGCUGGAUGAACUUGAGGACAGCAGGAAUGAAAUCAGUAAGGUUACAAAGAAACAGACAACAUGGGCUGUGAACUGCUUCGUUGGCUGGCUGGAGUCCCAGGGGCUCCAGGUGGACCUGAUGACAGUGGAGAAGACUGAGCUAAACGGGUUGCUGAGACACUUUUAUGGAUCAGUGCGCAACAGCAAAGGUGAGCUGUAUGGGAUUGCUAGUUACAUUGCACUGAGAGCUGGAAUUAACCGUUACUUCAAAGAGCAUCCUGUCAGCCAGCCUGUGUGCUUGAUGAGAGAUGCAGAGUUCACCUCAGCCAACAAGGUAUUUAUGGGAAUGCUCAAGAGAAUUAGGAGGUCGGGUCGAGACAUAACAUCACACCAUCAAGCACUAUCAGCUGAUGAUAUCCGCAUCCUCAGACACUCACGUGCCAUGGACACCAGCACUCCAAGGGGACUUCUGAACAAGGUCUGGUUCGAUGUACAGGUGUAUUUUGGCCGCAGAGGCAAGCAGGCCAACAGGAAUCUGAGGCCAGAUUCAUUUGUAAUCAGAAAAGACAAGAGAGGACUGAGAUACUGCACUUUAUCCUUUGGGGAUGAGACAAAGUUUCAGAACGAGAAGGACCGAUGUUCUAUGGUUGAGAAGCAAGGGACUGAAUUCUGUCCCAUCACUUCUCUUUUAAAGUACCUCAGCAAGCUCCCAUCCAACGCAACCGCCCUUUACUUGCAGCCUAAAAAGGAGCUAAUAAAUGAAAUGUGGUACAGCCACGUCCCCCUAGGAGUCAAUUAUCUGGGCUCAAUGCUGGCUCGCAUGUGUAAAGAAGCCGGCACAUCAGUCAUCUAUACCAAUCACUGCAUCAGAAGCACACCCUUUCACCAGCUGUGUGACGCAGGACUGGACAGGAGAGACAUUAGGCCUGUAAGCGUCCACAGGUCUGAAAGCUCCUUUAGAAGUCACCAGACGCCAUCCCUCGCGAGUAGUAAGCAGUGGAGCGAGACAUUGCCAGAGAGCGAUUCAGCUGGCCCAGCAGGUUUGGAUUUAAACCAUGAAGAAUUUUUUGAGGAUGUUCCGUUUCUUCAGACUGCUUCAAACCAGAACUACGUCCCAGAUGCUGUGCUGCCGCCUGGUGAGCCGUGGCUCCAUGGUGGCCCCACCCGAGCGGUGCUGUCCCUGCCUUCCUGUCUGUGCCUGUGUGGGAUUGCUGGGUCUGGAAUAUCUGGUCCUGGAUCUUCCGGUGAGGAGCAGAUGGGAGAGAUGAAGGUGUACGCCAAGUGUCACCUUCAGCAGGGCGUUAUGUUUGGGCCUUAUGUAGGAGAAGUGUGCAGAGCACAAAUGCCCACCAACCUCAAAUAUGCCUGGGCUAUCAGGGAUGAUGCUGCUUUUGUGUACGUUGAUGCUUCUGAUGAAAACAAAUCUAACUGGAUGAGAUAUGUAACAUACACCAGCAGUGAGGAGGAACACAACCUGGUCGUUUUCCAGUUUUACCGUCACAUCUACUACAGGGUCUCCCAGCCCAUCACAGAGGGAGCUGAGCUCAGGGUCUGGAUUGGCAAGGAUUAUGCCACCCUGCUGGGCCUCGGGAUGGGUGAGAAUGUGAAAUGUGAAGUUGGAGACAAGGAGACGGUUCUGCGGCUCCUGCAGGACAUCCAGUUGGUCACCCUCCCAGAGCCCAGCAGCUCCUCCCUUUGGUCAGACCACAGCCAAUCACAGAGCCCCAUGCCUGUCAUCAAUGACGUGACCACCAUGUCAAACCCGGACGCAGUUAGUGAUUCAGGGGCAAUUUCUGCCUCUGCCCUCACAUCCUCCCCCCUCAUCUCUUUCCCUUCACCUGGCUUGCAUCAGUUGGAAAAGUAUGAUUUUAUGCCUGGAACUGAGAAACUGCUGAGUAACCCGAACGCCACACACAACAGUCCCUGGUACUUCUUUGGGUUUGAGCCGGACCCCACCGGGCGGCCAUUGGACCGGAGCAUGGUGGUGUGUAAGCUGUGUGGGGAGCGUGUGGGCUGUGGCGGAGGAGCAGCAGAUAUCCAAAACCAUCUGACCAGCAAGCACCACAUCAGACCACGUGACAUCAACAAGGAACGCAGUCUUCUGACAAUAGGUCAACAACGCUCACAGCCGGUGAUGGUGAACAGCGGUCUGGUCAGUACAUUCCCACUGGUACUUUCUGCUCAAGUGACCGAUGCCAUCACCAACUUUCUCAUCAUGGAUCUCCAGCCCCCGGCUCUGGUAGAAGGAGAAGGCUUCAAACAACUGAUCCACACCCUGCUGCCCUCCUACAAGGAGCUGCCGUCGCCUUGCCAGCUGGAGAACCUCCUAAAAGAACAACACACCAAAGGCAAGACGAGCCUGGCUCAGCUGCUGAGGAGGAAAACUGGGAUUGGAGAAAACGAGGAGAUAUCUGACUACACUGUUCCCAUUGAGUAUGAGCCCAGGAGACGUGGACGACCUCCCAGCUGUCGGAGAGAGGUUCCUCACUUUGUCACGUUAAGUGUGGAUGUUUGGUUCCAUAACUGGCAGGGCAGUACUGAGAGGUACCUCACCCUCUGGGCACAUUACAUAGACUCUAACUUUAGUUUUCAGAACCUUGCCUUGGCAACCCAAAGGCCGACAGAAAGUGGGGUGAAAGACUACAGCCUUCGAGCAGUGGAGGCCCAAGUGAAAGUUAUGGCCCAGGAGUGGGGAAUCUCCCAGCCCAAUCUGGUCUUGCUGGGAGGGGAGGGAAGGAACAAGAUGAGACUGGGACCAAUAAAAAGCGAGAAAGGCGGAGAGGCUUCAGGAAGCGUCCCUCACCCGAACUCAACAACCUUUCUUGAGAGGGACGAUUCAGUGUCACCUGAAGAACCACAUGGCUUAGAACUGAGCCAUUCAAGUGAAGGUCUGCCAUCUGUCCCAUGCUUCUUCAGCGCUGUGCAGGGUUGCAUUGAGGAAGUAAUGUCACACCCUGUCAUCUCCAAGACCCUCACCCAAUUCCAGGGUGUUCUUUCAACCCUGUUCCUGCCACCUGCUCUAAACAAAGGCUCAUAUCAGCACUACGCCCAGAGCCUGUUGCAAGGCAUGACGAAACAGGACCACGCGGAGCUGAAGUCGUGGGCUCACAGUCGGCCCACCUGGAAUAAGCUGUAUCCUCUGCUGAACACGCUCAUCAAACAUAAAAGCCUUUUCUGUGAUAUGAUAAAAGAGAUAAAAGGCGAGGGCUUGUCCAAAGAAGACACUGCUUCAGAGUCCAGUUCAUCUGGCAGCUGCCUUGCAAACUCCACCUCCAACACGUCUUCAUCAAGCAUCGCACCUUUGCGUUCUGAAUGGAAGGUUCUGGAGGAGCUGUGUUUGGUCCUCAAACCUCUGGACGUGGCGUGUCGAACCCUCGCCAAGGAGGCCUUCCCCCGUCUGUCCCUCAUCAAACCCAUUCUCACUGGCCUGCUCUCCCGCCACCUCGUAUCCCGGCCGGGAGACUCGUCAUCCACCUUGAAGGAGGUGAAGAGGGCGAUGAGGCGGAGCUUGGCGAGCUGUUACGACAACCCUGUUGUCAACAGGGUUCUCUGUGUGGCCUGUUCCCUCGACCCCCAGUUCCACGGGCUGGGAUUCAUGGAGGAGAAGGAGCAGACAGCGACUUUUGAUUGGCUGAAGAAAGAGGCUGUCAGGAUAGUGAAGGAGGACAGGAGGAGAGCUCAGGGUAAGAGCAAGAGGAGCCCCUCCCCUGGGUCACCAGAGUCAGAUAGUGACUUCUUGAGGAGAAGCAAACGGCUCAAAGAAUCCCGCCCAAUCAACUUCAGAGAGAUCGAAGAUGAAGACUAUGAGAGCGACACAGUAGAGGCAGAUGAGAGCGAGUCUGCAGAUCCAGGCUCACAGGGUGGACUCUCUGGUAUGGAGUUCCUCCUGGGAGACCUGUUCUGCUCCACCCCUCGGAGCAGGCAGAGCUCCGUGGAGGAGUCUGUGGACAUGGAGAUGUCUGUCUUCAGAGCUGACAAGGGAGCUUCGCUGGGAGUGGAGCCCCUGCAGUGGUGGAGGACAAAGGCAGUGCAGUUCCCUCUGCUGUCCACGGUGGCACGAGCGUACCUGGCUGCCCCGGCGGUGGCAGGUAACACCGCACAAGACUUUGUACAGGAAGGAGCGGGAGCCACAUACAGGAAGAGAGCCAACAUUCCACCAGAAAGUUUGGACGCAAUCCUGUUUCUGCACCACAACCACAUGCCCACCAGUGAGGGUGGGCAAACAGCAGUUAGGAAUGAAGACAAGAACAGUGUGAUGGAGAAGGUCUCAUAAACUGACACACAACAUUCAUUCCUAUUUGACAAGCUCCAAAUAUAACCUUUUUAGCUGCAUGCUAAACCCUUUUCCUCAUCCAAAUUUAAACCUGAUUCAUACCUUAAACUGAAGCCCUAAAUCAAACUGCCCAUUAAAAAUAUGAGGAAUGUCCCCACGUUGGACAUAUGAGGAUAUUCAUGUACACAUACACAGAGCAGUAGGCCUCAUAAGACAUCUUUCUUCUUAAUUUGAUCAAUUUCCUGUUGAAACAGGAUGCUGAGUUGAGACGCACAACAUACAGAGGUCAUAAUAAACUUAAAACUAAGCACAUAUUUGAAGGAAAGUUUUUUUAUUUGAGGUUGGUCUCUAUAUUUAAUUGGAACAUUCUUCAACCAUCUUAAGUUUCAUCGACUAUAAUUGACCUAAUUUGCCCCGAUAUGUGCAACAAGCUAAAAGGUUCAAAUGUAAAUUUAAAGAAGCGUUUGUUUUUCACAAACAUUUUUUUUCACUUCCUUCAGACUAAAGAGAAGGAAGCCAGAGACAAGGAAACUCAGUUUAUGUACUGUAUAUAGUUUGGACUACUGCUGAUCUACAUUUAACUUUUAGUGUGUAUUAACAACCUUGUAGCGCCUAGUGCCUUACCUCGUUUCAGUACUAUCAUACAGUAGAUAUUAUCGUUGUUCUUAAUUUUUAUUCCUCUCCUUAAUGCUCAUUUGUAACAACUAUAUGACUGUGAGUGUGUAGAUUGUCUGUCCUGAUUAGAAAGUCCUCUAUGGUAGUGUUGUGUAAAACUACUGUGCCUUUGCUUUUGAAUUAUUUUCUGUUAUGGAUCAGUAGAUUAUGAAAGAAAAAUCCAAAGACUGAAUAUUAGUUCACUUCAUGCUGCUCUUCCUUCAUUUUACAGAAGACAUUUUGAAUUGUCAGUAAAAUAGUGAUAGAACUUGAACUUAAUAUUUUAAAUAUAUAUAUAUAUAUAUAUAUAUAAACUGGUCACUUGCAUAGAACUGUCAUUUAAAAUCUCAAAAUGUGCAUUGUUUACUCUGUUACUGUAAGUCUGCUGUAUUUCAGAAGAAGAUUUUAGAUGUGUAGUGAAACUUAAAAUGUUUUUUCAAACAUUUACAAAGUAUGAUACGCUUUUUUCAGCACCACAUUGUACACUGUAACAUAAUGGAUGAAGCUUAUUAGCACAAAGCCUGUAUCAUCUUAGACUGACGUUAUUGAACUCUUUGCAUAUUCACAUACAUGCAGAAUAACUGUUUGUCUUACUGUACUGUAAAUAAAACUGUGUACAAACACAGUAUAUUAUUUGUA